UUGACAGAAUUUCAAAAAAAUGGCGGACAGACGACAAACAAACUGGCAAAACUCGCCCCAUACAAGGCUAAGAAACGCCAACAAUACGUUACUUCACAAUCUAAAACAAGGGCAGAAGGAAAUCAGAUCAAUACUCAAAGAAAUGCAAUCGCAAAGACCUUUACAUUCAACUUUUCAACGCGAUAAAACAGAAACUAGCUUCACAGCUCGUGGACUCGAUCGAACACCUACAACCGUUCAACGAUCAGAAAACACGAAAGAAUAUUUACAAGACGCUGAUACAAGUACACCAAAAAGUUACCGAGACGCUCUUGUAGGACCUGGGAAUGAUAGGAGAUCAAGAAGUUUAGAAGCAACACCGAAUUCAAUCCUUAGAAAUUCUAGUAAUAAGAGAAAGACACCAAAGAAAGGCCUUCGAGUCAGCUUCCAAACAGAUGAAAAUAGCAAUCCGAUCUACAAUGAUUUAAAUAAUAGAUCAAUGCUUGGAUAUGAUUGGAUAGCUGGUAUCCUUGACAACACAUYUUACCUUGCUGAAAAGAAUGAUGACUUUUUUGAAGAUUUAAAAGAGUUUAGAAGAGUCAACAAAGAUGAAUGUUACAGUAGCAAUUUACAGCAAUCAUCUUUAAUUCAACCAUUUCAUUCUACCACACCUCGAAAAGAUGCUGAUGAUGAUGACGAAGACUGGAAGCCAUAUACUUGUACAAAUACUUACAGACUAAAUGAAAGACUCUUUGCAGAGAAAGUUCACAAUGAUGAUGUAUCUUGUGGAGUUUGCUACACUAAACCUCCACCUGAAUACGAAACAGAGGACAGCUAUGUAAGAGUAAGUGUCCCGAGGUCAACACUGAUGUCACCUUAUAAAGUCAAGCCACAUAGGCGUGUAAGCUUUGACCCCACGGACUCUAUAGGACUGUCAUCGCAUUGCUUGGCUGGAUGGGAGAGCUCUAAACCUGCUGUCGUUCCUCCACAAACAUCGCUUGAUUUGAGAACUUCGUUAUAUAAGACAAAAGAAGCUUUGAAUUCCUCGAAAACAUUCCGUUUCUCAUCUGAACCCCAAAGUACAAGAGAUUUACUGGAUAGAAGUCACUCAAUGAGAUACGGCUUACAAGUCCUGGAUAUGCAACGAGGCUUGUCUGAUCGCCAGGCGCAUUCAACACCUUAUCCUCUUCUAUGAAGUCAAAAAUACGUUGAGUACUCAAUAUCGCUGUAUUGCCUCUACAUUGACUUUUGAAUGCGUUGAUUGAAAAGACUCUGAUUUUCGAAUGUGUGCAUGCUUGUAUUUCGUGUAAUUUCAAAAUUAUUUAUUUGCGAUGACGCUUUUACCGUGUUGAAAUGAUUAAAACUAAAUAACAAUAUUUACAAUAAAAUUUACAAUAAUUUCAAAAUUAUUUAUUUGC
Molecule: messenger RNA, 1397 nt
Organism: Exaiptasia diaphana
Lineage: Eukaryota; Metazoa; Cnidaria; Anthozoa; Actiniaria; Aiptasiidae
Product: migration and invasion-inhibitory protein
Exons: 6
Coding region: 20-1174 (384 amino acids)
Biological process (GO): negative regulation of G2/M transition of mitotic cell cycle; negative regulation of cell migration
Source: RefSeq, a predicted model, not a curated record